AUGCCGUCAACAAAGCGGUUGCGCACCGAACCCAUCGUGCGGGUCAGGACCGGAUGCUGGGCAUGCCGACGCCGCAAGAAGAAGUGCGACGAAGCGAAGCCCGUCUGCGGGGGCUGCGUGCGCAACAGGCUGACCUGCCAAUGGCCAUCGAGCGUGCUUGGGGUGCCUGACUCCGCUGCUGUCACUGCCACUACAACACCCUAUACAGAGAGCCAUGCGCAUGGCUUAGAACACGUCUCUCGGGCACAGCAUCGAACAUCCAGCUCGCCAGGGACCCCAUCAGCAGCGUCAUCGUCGACGUCCUCUGAUUCUGCGGUUUCGCCGGAGGAGAUCCCGCGCGAUAUGGACCUCCCUAUGGACGAACGUAACACGCCAACACUCGCCACCCUCGCCUCGCGAGCUUCUUCAGCCGACACCGUACCACCACCCAUCAUAGCAUCGACGACGGCUUUGACCAUCGGUAAUGCUUUACCCCGAGCGAUGUCCAUGAUGCCCGACCACGGACUGGACGCUUACCAGCUACUGAGCCACUACAUGGCGACAACGGCCGAUUGCAUGGCUAACGGGUCGACACCCAUCAACCCGUUCCUGGUGCAGAUCGUGCCGCUGGCGUUCAGCAGUGAUCUGCUACUGCAGCUGGUGCUGACGCAGAGCGCAGCGCAUCGGGCAUUUCGACGCCUCAAAGACUCGGACGAGGUGGCACAGAGCCACUACACGAAGGCGCUGCAGCUUUUCCGGCGCGGAGUCACCGAAUUCAUCGAGGGCAAGGAAUCGAACCCGCUGAUACUGACGGUGGGGGCCUUAGUGAUGUGUUUUACUGAGACCGCGAAAGGCGACAUGAACGGCACAAUCUUCGACCACCUCUCCGCAGCACACUCGCUGUUGCUCCGUCUACUCGCCCAGUCCGAUGCGGCUGUGCCGAAAGACUUGAAAGACUUUGUCAUCGAGUACUACACCUACACUGCAGCGGUGAGCAUGAUCUCCAUCGACGCCCGGGUCAGCCAGCAGGUGCUGUUGAAUUUCGAUCUGGAGCAGAAAGCCCGCCAGCUGUUGGAAGUCGGGUACGUCGGGAACCUGUGCGGCUGCUGGCUGGAAUUGCUGUUGUUGAUUCCUUGUAUCUUCGAUCUGGGACGGCACUGGAUGGUGAUGCCUAGCAACGAGGACCAGCUGCCUGCCAUCGUGCCCACGGCGGACGAGAUUGCCAUGUACGGGUCGCUACAGGCGCAGAUCAUGCGGUGGUCGCCGUACCCGAGUGUCUCGCCGGAGGUGUUCCUAGCGGGGCGCAUCUUCCAGCAGGCUAUGCUACUCUACCUCUACACUUCCUUAGGCGGCUAUGCACGGUCGAGGACGGGGAUGCACCAUAUGCUCGUUCAGACUGCGAUCGCCGAGGCUAUGUCAUAUCUCACUCAGUUGUCGGCGACUGCCCGCAUCAAUUCGGGCCUCUGCUGGCCCAUUGCUGUGGUUGGGUCCUGUCUCUCCGACGUCGACCAGCAAGAGAAUCUACGGCAGAGAUUGACGACGAUGGUUUCUACCUUCGGGUUGGGCAAUAUGCAUCGUACGAAGUUACUACUGGAGCACAUGUGGCAGAUGCCUCUGGAAGAGGCGGGACCUUGGAACAUCUGCCGGGCAAUGGAGCAAAAUCAAAUCUGGAUAUCGUUUGCAUGA
Aspergillus saccharolyticus JOP 1030-1 is the source of this 1665-nucleotide messenger RNA. Its product is annotated as Zn(II)2Cys6 transcription factor. Gene Ontology annotation, biological process: positive regulation of transcription by RNA polymerase II. The record is from RefSeq and is a predicted model, not a curated record. NCBI's taxonomy places the organism in Eukaryota, Fungi, Ascomycota, Eurotiomycetes, Eurotiales, Aspergillaceae. Gene Ontology annotation, cellular component: nucleus. The transcript is spliced from 2 exons. Gene Ontology annotation, molecular function: DNA-binding transcription factor activity, RNA polymerase II-specific; zinc ion binding; transcription cis-regulatory region binding. The coding region runs from base 1 to 1665 and encodes 554 amino acids.